UGAUAUGUCUCGUGGAGAUAGUUUGAAUUGAAUUCGAUGUUCUUUACAUCUGUUUAUAAAUUCGUUAUUUUUUUACAGAAUUUUUUUCUUCUUUUUCCUGUUGCAUAAAUCUUUUCGUUUAAAAGCAACAAUGGACAAUACCAAAAACAAAUUAUUCUCCACUUAUAUACGACAAAAAGUCAAGAGCCAAAAAUACAAUCCCGAAACUAAUAAAUUUGAAAAUAUUGGCAGCAGUAGUGAUAGAAAUUGUGACCAGAUUUAUAAUGGAUGUUUCACGCGUUUCAAACUGAUGGAACAACGAUUAACAGAUGUGCUCGAUGAAAAAUUAUUGCCUCGUUUCGAAAAUAUUGUCGAACAUUUACGUAACAUACAGAAUCGUUCCGAAAAGUUCAAUUCUAGAUCAUCAUUUGAUGAUAGAAAAUCAAAAUCAUCAUUAAUUAAUAAUGGCGACAUAGAAUUUUUCAGCCGACACAAUAUGAACACCAAAAUUUGUUCAAAUAACGAACGAAUGGAUAUCGAUCACGACAGGCCAAUACAGAGUCCGGAAUGUUUAUACAAAGAACUUUUAUCGUUAAUCGCCGAAUUCAUACAAGUCAUGGAUAGAUCUACACAUCAGAUUCUUGUGGAAAAAGCUGCUGUUUAUCUUCUAUGGGUAUUAUAUGAUUCAUUUCAGACAGAAUUCCAAACACAACAACCGAUGACCGAUAAAAAUCAAACAACAUUGAACUUCGCAAAUAUUAGCUCGCAUUACAAUGAUCUUGAAUAUAUUCUAUGCUUAAAUCCGAUAAAAUAUAAUCUAAUGGAAAAAAUGUAUCAAUGUUGCCGUCAGAUAUUUCAGGUGAUGGAGCCGAAAUAUUUGAAUGAAAUUUUCUUUUACGCCAGUGUUAUUAAAAAAGUCACAACCGAUCUUGAAAAGCAAUCUUCCCAAGAAAAUUAUGAUUGGUACAAUCAAUUUACCGACCGUUUUUUCGCAGCUGAUGAUGUUGAAAUUCAAAUCGAUCCUUACGCUAAUAGUAAAUUCAAUUAUAUGUUAAUGAAUAAAUACGAUAAGCAAAUUAUUCACGAAUGUACUACAGAUUUUACAAAAUUCAAUCCAGAUUAUUCUAAUUCGGAAUUCAUCCUGCAAAAUUUACUUUAUUCCAAUUUAAUUCCUCAUCAUCUGCAAUCUUCAGGGUCAAAUUAUCAACCAAAACAAGAGGUUAACAAUAUCCCAAAUGAAAAUCAGCAAAAAAUGUCAUCUGAAUUUCAAGUUGAUAUGGAAGAUUCUUUGGCAAAUAAGUCAACCGAAGAUAUUUUGGCCAAGUUAUAUGAAGAAUUAACAACAUUUAUUGCCGAUUAUAAUCAAACGAAUUCGGAUAAAUUCUAUCUGAGCGCCGAAGAAUUGAAUCAAAUGGUUAUGAAUCGUUUGAUCAACAGUGAUAAUGAUAACGAUAGUCUUUAUGAAGAAUUGACCAAUCUACUUGGGGAAAAAUACUUUCAAUUAGUCCGAAAAUUAAUUUUUGUUUAUAAACCAAAUGUUCAAUCAAAUAACCAAUCGAUAAAUGCUAAUCAACCAUCAUCCUCAACAUCCAAAAAAGGUAACAAUAAAAACCUUGAUGAAGUUUAUCGACGUUUCAAUUCAUCUCGUGACACUGGAUCUCAUUCGAUUCGGCCUUCGGUAGUUGUUACAACCGCUAAGGAAAAAGCAUUGAAAAAGGAGAUGCGUAAAAUUGCCAAGAAAAUCAAUAAAGUACAAAAAAAUACCGUUGACAAUGAUGAAAUUGAACCUCAAAGUGAUAAACUUUCUCUUGAAGAUCUAGAACGUAUGCGUGAAAAAAAUCUUAAAGCAUCAAUUCGAUCAAUAUUAGCACCAAAAAUGGCCGAACAACUACGCCAAUAUCGUCCAGUUGAACAAUAUCCAUUUGUUUAUGACCUUUACCGUUCUAUAAAAACUACAGCUUCUUACAUUGCCGAAACAAAAUUAUUGCUUCCGAUUGGAUCCGAACGAAAAGAAUUCAAAACGCAUGACGAAGUUUAUGUUCCGCUUCUUGCGAGCACUGAUGAAACGCAAAAAUUUUUAAAUAAUUUUUCACGUAUUGAAAUUGCCGAUACUGAUGAAUUUAUUCGAACCGGAUUUGAUGGUUUUGAAAAGUUGAACAUCAUUCAAUCAGCAGUAUUUUCUACCGCUUAUCAAUCGGAUAAUCAAAAUAUGUUGAUAUGUGCACCAACUGGUGCUGGCAAAACUAAUAUAGCCAUGUUGGCCAUAUUGAACAUAUUGCGUUCAUUUUCCGUAGAUGAUUCCGUGUCCAAUAUUGACUUAGCUCAAUUUAAAAUAAUCUAUAUUGCUCCGAUGAAAGCACUUUGUGCCGAAAUGACUUCUACUUUUGGUCGUCGUUUGCAGCCAUUUGGUGUUAAAGUUCGUGAAUUGACUGGUGAUAUGCAGAUGACCAGCAAAGAAAUAAUGGAAACACAGAUGCUUGUUGUCACACCGGAAAAGUGGGAUGUUGUUACGAGAAAAUCUGUUGGUGAUGUUCAACUUAUGGAUUUGGUUCGAUUAAUUAUUCUGGAUGAAGUUCACCUUUUGCAGUCAGAUCGUGGUCAUGUUGUCGAAACGAUUGUGGCUCGCACAGUACGUUAUGUUGAACAAUCACAAAAAUGUAUUCGAAUGAUUGGAUUAUCAGCUACAUUGCCCAAUUAUGUUGAUGUUGCCCAAUUUCUUCAUGUUGAUCUUUACAAAGGAUUGUAUGUAUUCGACGAUCGAUUUCGACCAGUUCCAUUGGCCAAAACUUUCAUCGGUUGUAAAGCUCGUUCGAAAAAUCAGCUCAAUAGUGAUAUGGAUGAAAUAACGAUGAAACGAGCUAGAGAAAUAUUACAAAAAGAAUAUCAAGUUAUGAUAUUUGUACAUUCAAGAAAUGCUACAAUGGCCAUGGCAACCUAUUUAUUAGAAAAAACUCAAUAUAACGAUCCCAAUGACCGCGAUGGUGGAGAAAGUUUACGAUUAAUGUUCCAGGCUGAUACGGCAAGACUUCCCGGUUCAGAUAAUCUGAUUUCCAGAGCUAGAUAUCGAAAUUUAAACAAAUUUCUUCUAAAUGGCAUUGGUAUUCAUCAUGCUGGAAUGCCACGAUCGGAACGUAAUAUUGUGGAAAAAUUAUUUAGUCAUGGCGUUAUUAAAGUUCUAGUCUGUACAUCUACACUAGCUUGGGGUGUAAAUUUACCAGCACAUUCUGUGAUUAUCCGUGGUACCGAAUAUUAUGAUCCAUCGCAAGGUAGUUUUGUCGACAUAGAUAUGCUUGAUGUUAUGCAAAUUUUUGGACGAGCUGGUCGGCCACAAUUUGAUAGCGAUGGCGAUGCUACAAUUAUUACUACAUAUGACCGUUUACCACAUUAUCUCAGCAUGUUGACCAAUCAACUUCCUAUCGAGAGUAAAUUUUUAAAACGUUUGGUCGAUAAUUUAAAUGCUGAAAUUGUUCUCGGUACCGUAUGCAACAUCAGAGAAAUUGUCGAUUGGCUUAAAUAUACCUAUUUGUAUAUUCGAAUGCAACGAAACCCAUUGGAAUAUGGUCUUAAAAGUAUAGCAGCUCAUGAUCUUGGCCUUAUCAUUGAUCAUUUGACAAGUCUUGCAAAAAUUUCUUCGGAACAAUUAGAUCGAGCACAUAUGAUUCGAUAUAAUCCCGAACGAGAAGGAACGGUAGAUGCUACACAUCUUGGCCGUAUUGCUUCACAUUUUUACAUUCAAUAUGAAACCAUUGUUCAUUUUAACGAAAAUCUUCGAGAUGUCAUGGAUAUUGGCAAUAUUUUUCAUCUUAUGUCAUCGGCUAGUGAAUUUCAUCAGCUCAGAGUUAGAGAAGAGGAAAUUGAACAGCUUCAAAAUUUAUGGAGUAAAUGCAAAUUUAUGAUCAAUGGCGAUCUAACUAGCACCGAUACGAAGAUUAACAUUUUGAUGCAAUCCUGUAUUAAUCGAUCGAUUACUGAAUGUCAUUCAUUGAAUUCUGAUAUGAUGUACAUUCUUCAGAAUAUGUCCCGUUUAACUCGUGGCCUGUUUGAGUAUGUUAUACGUCGAGGAUGGCCGGUUUUGUCUGAAAAAUUUCUGGAUAUUUCGUUGAUGUUUGAGAAGCAAAUAUGGAAUUUCGACACACCUUUAUAUCAAUUUGAAUCUGAAUUGACAAGAGAUGUUUUAGAUAAGCUAUCAUUUAUUCAUCAAAGCAAAAAUAUUCAACAUUAUGAUCUUAGAGAAAUGGACGUUAAUGAAAUCGCCCAAUUCAUCCAUGAUAAACGAUAUGCUCCUAUUGUUAAACGAUUAGCUCAGACCAUACCGUAUGUUCAGAUUGAAGCAUCAGUCAAGCCAAUAACGCGUACAAUAUUGACUAUUUAUAUUGAUGUUAAGCCAGAUUUUGUCUGGGAUGAUAAAUAUCAUGGAAAAGCAGCUCAACUUUAUUGGAUCUGGUUGACAGAUAUGGAAAACAAUCAUAUUUAUCAUGCCGAACUUGGGCGUUUUAUCAAAAAACAAGUAAUUAAAAAAGAAACGCAACGUUAUAUUUUUACGAUACCGUUAUUGGACGCAGCAUAUCUUCAGAAACAAUAUCUAAUCAAUUGUACAUUCGAAUAUUGGAUGGGUGCGAAAUGUGAAACUGAAGUAUCUUGUCACAAUUUACUAUUGCCUGACAAGCAUCUGCCCCAUACUCCGCUUUUGGACUUGAUGCCAUUACCAAUCAAAGCAUUACAGAACGAUGUAUUCGAAUCGAUUUAUCCGUUCUCUCAUUUUAAUCCGAUUCAAACACAAAUAUUUCAUACAUUAUAUCAUACUGAUAAUAAUGUGCUGCUUGGAGCGCCAACUGGCUCCGGAAAAACAAUUGCUGCCGAAAUCGCUUUAUUCCGUGUUAUCAAUACACGUCCUUGGGGCAAAAUUGUUUAUAUUGCUCCAUUAAAAGCAUUGGUACGUGAACGUGUUGAUGAUUGGAAGCAAAAAAUUGAAAAGAAAAUUUCAUUAAAUGUUGUUGAAUUGACCGGUGAUGUUACCCCUGAUUUGGCCACUAUUGAUUCCGCUCAGUUAAUAGUGACUACACCAGAAAAAUGGGAUGGUGUUAGUCGUGGCUGGACAUUUCGAAAAUUUGUACGACAAGUUGCUCUUAUUGUCAUUGAUGAAAUUCAUUUGUUGGGAGAAGAACGUGGUCCUGUUCUGGAAAUGAUAGUAUCUCGUACAAAUUUUAUUCGUCGUCGUACUGGUGAAAAUAUUCGAAUUAUUGGAUUGUCAACUGCUGUGGCUAAUGCUCAAGAUCUUUCAUCAUGGUUGGAUAUUCAUAAUGUUGGCCUUUAUAAUUUUAGUUCUUCAGUUAGACCGGUGCCUAUCGAAGUUCAUGUAUCGGGAUUCUCAGGCAAACAUUAUUGUCCGCGAAUGGCUUCCAUGAACAAACCAGCAUAUCGAGCAAUCAAACAACAUUCUCCAACCAAACCUGUGAUUGUGUUCGUUUCAUCACGUCGACAAACUAGGCUAACCGCUUUGGAUCUCAUUACAUUAGUUGCUUCGGAUGAUCAUACCAUGGGCAUACCGUUUUUACAUAUAGACAACGAAGAUGAAUUAGAUGCAUUAUUAGAAACAGUUAAAGAUUCAUAUUUGAAGCAUACUCUUCGAUUCGGUAUCGGUAUGCAUCAUGCCGGUUUGGUCGAGAAUGAUAGAAAACUUGUUGAACAAUUGUUUGCUGAACAAAAGAUUCAAGUUCUGAUCACAACGGCCACAUUAGCAUGGGGAAUUAAUCUUCCUGCACAUGCAGUCAUCAUCAAAGGCACCGAAUUCUUCGAUGGUAAAAAAGGUCGUUAUGUUGAUUUUCCCAUAACAGAUGUUUUGCAGAUGAUUGGUCGUGCUGGCCGUCCUCAAUUCGAUACUUCAGCAGUUGCCAUUUUGUUUGUUCACGACAUAAAAAAAGAAUAUUAUCGCAAAUUUUUAUAUGAACCAUUUCCAGUUGAAUCGCAUCUGUUGGAUGCAUUUCCCGAUCAUUUAAAUGCUGAAGUUAUAACUGGUACUGUGAAAAAUAAGCAUGAAGCCAUGGAAUUUCUUUCAUCAACAUAUCUUUAUCAUCGUAUUAUUAAGAAUCCAUCAUAUUAUGGAGUUGAUCUUGGAGAAUUAAGUGAGCAUCAACUCAGUGAUGAAAUGGUUCUUAACACUUUGGUAAUCAAAUUUCUUUCUACAUAUAUUGAUCAAUGUGUUCAAUUGUUAAUCGAUAAUUAUUGUAUACGAGUAGUCGAUGAAGAAAAUCAAUCGCAGGAACAAUAUGGAAAAGAUGAUAGCUUUGUCAAUCAGUUUCUUUCGCCAACGCCAUUAGGAAAAAUAGCAUCCUAUUAUUAUUUAUCAUACAAAACUAUUCGCUUAUUUCAAGAUCGACUUUGUUCUUCAGAUCACAAAACAGGUCAGCCACAAUUCACCUACUAUAAACCUAGUGAAAUUCUCGAUCUACUCACAAUGGCUACCGAAUAUGCUACUCUCCCUGUUCGACAUAAUGAAGAAUUAUUGAAUGCACAGCUUGCUAAAAUAUGUCCAUUCAAAAUGGAACGUCGUUCUAUGGAUUCACCACAUACUAAAGCUAACCUGUUGCUUCAGGCACAUUGUUCACGUUCUCCUUUACCGAUUGUUGACUAUUAUACAGAUUUAAAAACAGUUUUGGAUCAAGUCUUGAGAAUAUUCCAGGCAAUGAUCGACAUAUCAGCUCUAAAUGGAUCACUUCCUACUACGAUCAACAUAAUCAAUUUACAACAAAGUAUUAUUCAGGCAUCAUGGCAGAAUUCCAAUCAAUUAUUGUUACUUCUCGAAACGGAUCACAAAUCUACAGCUAAUGAAUUUAUUGAUGAUAAUCUGAACGAUGCUUCAGAAUAUUAUCAAAAUCGUCAACAUCAAAUGGACGCAGCCAUCACUGAUAUUUGCAGACUUUCGAAAGAAAUCUGUUCACUUCCGGUACUUUUACAGUUCUUGCAACAAAACAGUUAUUCAAACAAACGAAAUGAUUCUAAAUUAUUCAAGGCAUUCAAAGAUCUUUUCGAAGAAUAUUCUAUUCAUCCGAAUAUACUUUCCCGCCUUUUCAAAUCAUUGACACAAUUACCGCUGAUAAAUGUUGAAAAAAUAUCAAUAAAUAAGAUUGUUGAUGAAGACAUGGAUUCAGAAAGUUGGUUGCCACAAGAAAUAUUAAAAGAAAAUACUUUCGUAUCUCGACGUGAUAUUGAAUGGCUUCAGCUCCAGCCAUCUUCUGAUUACUGUGUUUGUUGCCAAUUAAAACGAAUCUCUUUAUCUUCUAAUCAAAAUCCUAAAAGUCAACGAGCAUAUUGUCCAUCAUUUCCAAAACCAAAAUCAGAAUCCUGGUAUUUGAUUCUUGGAUGUGAAGAAGAAUCCGAAUUGAUCACCAUAACCAGAGUGCCUUGUAUUCAUCCAUAUUCAACACAGGUGAACAUUCGAUUUAGAACACCAGAUAUUAGAUCAUCAAAACGAAUACUUUAUACCCUAUAUUUGCUCAGUGAUUGUUACAUUGGUUUGGAUCAACAAUAUAACAUACCAUUGCAAAUUAAUUGAUUGAUGUGCCUUUUUUUGUCAAAAAAAUAAAAUAAAAUUUCACUUUACUGUGAUAAAUAUAAAUAAUGU
This is a messenger RNA of Dermatophagoides pteronyssinus (European house dust mite), 7600 nucleotides long. Its product is annotated as activating signal cointegrator 1 complex subunit 3-like. Gene Ontology annotation, molecular function: ATP hydrolysis activity; ATP binding; nucleic acid binding. The record is from RefSeq and is a predicted model, not a curated record. Lineage: Eukaryota; Metazoa; Arthropoda; Arachnida; Sarcoptiformes; Pyroglyphidae.